Messenger RNA from Pelobates fuscus (common spadefoot toad), 2978 nucleotides. It is a transcript of the gene PIAS1, whose product is annotated as protein inhibitor of activated STAT 1. Gene Ontology annotation, molecular function: zinc ion binding; SUMO ligase activity; transcription coregulator activity. Lineage: Eukaryota; Metazoa; Chordata; Amphibia; Anura; Pelobatidae. Bases 77 to 1999 code for a protein of 640 amino acids. The transcript is spliced from 14 exons. Gene Ontology annotation, cellular component: chromatin. Gene Ontology annotation, biological process: regulation of transcription by RNA polymerase II; protein sumoylation. The record is from RefSeq and is a predicted model, not a curated record.
UCAGGGGGGUCGAGGGAGCAGUGAUCUCAGGGAGACGGGCACCGGAGCCUGGCGGGGUGAUAUCGGUGUGCGGCAAAUGGUUAUGAGUCUUCGAGUUUCUGAAUUGCAAGUACUUCUUGGUUACGCCGGACGCAACAAACACGGUCGCAAACACGAACUCCUCACCAAAGCCCUACAUUUGUUAAAGGCUGGGUGCAGCCCUGCAGUCCAAAUGAAAAUAAAGGAACUUUACCGGCGACGUUUUCCUUUAAAAAUCUUAACUCCUGCAGACUUUUCCCUUCCCAGUGUGCACUCCAGCACAAUGCCCACCAACCUGUCUCCAACCUCCAUUCCUUCGCUUUCAUACGACAGUCACCCUGCAUCCUCUCCGCUGCUUCCUGUUUCUCUUUUGGGACCCAAACAUGAACUAGAGCUCCCACACCUCACAUCCAACCUCCACCCCGUCCAUCCGGACAUAAAACUGCAGAAGCUGCCCUUCUAUGACCUGCUGGAUGAGCUUAUCAAACCCACAAGUUUAGCCUCUGAUAACAGCCAGCGCUUUCAAGAAACAUGCUUUGCAUUUGCAUUAACCCCGCAACAAGUUCAGCAAAUCAGCAGCUCCAUGGAUAUCUCUGGGACAAAGUGUGACUUCACAGUACAAGUACAGCUUAGGUUCUGCCUUUCGGAAACCAGCUGUCCUCAAGAAGAUCACUUUCCACCCAAUCUGUGUGUGAAAGUGAAUGGGAAGCCAUGUAAUCUACCAGGUUAUCUUCCACCAACCAAAAAUGGAGUUGAACCAAAGCGACCAAGCCGACCAAUCAACAUUACCUCACUUGUGCGACUGUCUACAACUGUUCCCAACACAAUUGUGGUGUCUUGGACAGCAGAAAUUGGAAGGAAUUUUUCCCUUGCUGUUUAUCUGGUCAAGCAGCUGUCAUCGUCCAUAUUAUUACAGCGGUUACGAGCAAAAGGGAUCCGCAACCCAGACCAUUCCAGAGCACUGAUUAAGGAAAAGCUCACAGCUGAUCCGGACAGUGAAAUUGCUACAACUAGUUUACGAGUUUCUCUCCUGUGUCCGCUUGGCAAAAUGCGGUUGACCAUCCCCUGCAGAUCGCUGACCUGCUCUCACUUGCAGUGCUUUGAUGCCACUCUCUACAUCCAGAUGAAUGAAAAGAAGCCAACCUGGGUGUGUCCUGUCUGUGACAAAAAGGCUCCAUACGAGCAUUUAAUCAUAGACGGACUCUUCAUGGAGAUAUUGAAAUGUUGCACAGAUUGUGAUGAAAUUCAGUUCAAGGAAGAUGGGUCAUGGUCACCCAUGAAGUCAAAGAAAGACGUACAAGAGGUCAAAAACUCUUACAAUGGAGUGGACAGUGGAUGUAUCAGCAGCACUGUGGAUAAUCAAGUGAGCUCUCAUCAGCAGUCUCACAAAAAUAAAAAGGUGGAGGUGAUUGAUUUGACAAUAGACAGCUCAUCUGAUGAGGAGGAGGAAGAACCAUGCCCGAAACGUAGUUGCCCGUCCAUCACUCCAGCAUCCCCAAUUAGCAAUAAGAGUAUGUUAAGUCUCCCUCACCAGGCCUCUCCUAUCUCUCGGACACCAAGUCUGCCUGCUGUGGAUUCCACGUACAUCAAUACACCCCUCAUCCAAGAUUACAGACAUCCUUUCCACAUGGCACCCAUGCCAGACUACUUACAAGGACUGGAUUUCUUUCCAUUCUUAUCGGGGGAGAACCAACAUUACAAUACUUCUCUACUUGCAGCAGCUGCCGCCGCAGCUACAGAGGAGCCUGAUUUGCUUCAUUCUUCGCGUUUCUUUCCUUACACCUCCUCUCAAAUCUUCCUGGACCAGCUAAACGCAGGUGCAAGUGCUUCACUCCCAGCAACUAAUGGAAGCAACAGUGGCAGUAACAGCAGUUUGGUUUCCUCAAACAGUCUACGCGAGAGCCACAGUGCAGCAAGUCGGGGACCAGCAGACAGUUCGUCUCUCUAUGGCAUCAUACCAGAUGUAAUCUCCUUGGACUGAUGGCCUGUUGAACAUGACCCCUUUCACACACACCCUGAGGACCCUAAAUCCCAUCCAGUACCCAGUUCCUUUAUUUUAUUUUUAAGGGAAAUGCUAAAGAUAAAACUACUAAAAGAAAACAAAAAAAGACAUGUACAGAGAACAGAACUAUAUUUUCAGUUUUACUUUUGUAUAUAAACCGAAGACUUGACUCACAUGGUAACAAAAACUGAGAUAUGGACCCACCUUUUCCCCUGCACUUCCAUGUUAAUUUUCAAACUGCACCCUGGAGACACUCUUGGUCCAGAGCUCUCCAUCCCAGUUAGUAUAUGUUUUAUUUUUCUUUCCCUUGGCUUCACGGCAUUGCAAAUCUAAUUUAAUUACUCCUGGACCCCUUUACAGCAGACACAGUAUUGGUUACUCUCUCCUCUCUGGCCCUGAGGGGUGAAAUCAUUCAUUCCCUGAAGGAUUCUCCAUUCCUGAAACUAAGCUGGAGUGAUAUUUUGUUUUCAUUUAAACUCGGCACUUUUAACAAAGUAUUUAUUCUAAUGGAAGUCACUGCGGCAACCAUAGCAUUGGUUUCCUAUGGUCAGUGCGGGAUGUGGCUGGUGGAUUUUGAGUAUCAUAAUUUAAUUUUUGUUUUUGCCAAUAAGUGAACAUUUCAAAACCAAGCACUUCAGUGCCCUACAACACUGAAAGCUGGUGUUGAAGUUUCAGUUCUAGCUGAACUGUAUAUGUGCAAGAAAGACCACAGUUUAUAGUGUGACACAAUGUUCUAUUCUCAUUUAUUUGGUUAAUAAAUGUCAUGGCUUUAACAUUUAGAUAAUGGCACUGUAUAGGAAGCUCCCUUGCUGUUAGGUUCUUUGAUUGGGUAAGACUCAAAGGCAUCUACAUUGACUGUCAUUAACUGCAGAUUGCUAUAUUCUUGUAUGAUCAAAUCGUAGUUUGAACCAAAUUCAGAAUGCAGCCCUAUGCCUGUAUUUUGUGGCAGUUAAAAAAA